Messenger RNA from Plasmodium adleri (nom. inval.), 1065 nucleotides. Its product is annotated as Zn2+ or Fe2+ permease. Gene Ontology annotation, molecular function: zinc ion transmembrane transporter activity. The record is from RefSeq and is a predicted model, not a curated record. Gene Ontology annotation, biological process: zinc ion transmembrane transport. Gene Ontology annotation, cellular component: membrane. Bases 1 to 1065 code for a protein of 354 amino acids. The transcript is spliced from 7 exons. Lineage: Eukaryota; Apicomplexa; Aconoidasida; Haemosporida; Plasmodiidae.
AUGGAUUUGUUAUUUGCAAAGAUAAUUUGUAUUGUAAUUUUUUUGGUGGUAACAACCUUCGGUUGUUUUAUUCCUCAUUUAAUGGGAUUGUAUAAAGAAAAAGAAAAUGAAGAAAAGAAUCAACGAGUUAAAAAUAUUCUUUCAAACUUGAAUUGUUUUGGUUCAGGUUUUAUUUUUUCAAUUAUCAUGUUUCACUUACUACCAGAAACUAUACAUAUAAUUAGUGACCAUGGAAAUAUAAAAAUUUUUAAUACAUCAGAUAGUCAGAUGAAAAUUUUGUAUAUCUUUUUCUUUGUAUUUAUUGGUUUCUGCAUGCAAUUAGGUUUAGAAUAUGUACUUCCAGUAGAUACGAACAUUUGUUGUGUUUCAAAUCUUGAUUCAAAAAAGAAAUUGGAAGAUACUCUUUCUCAAGAUAUAGCAAAAAACGCGAGCACAGCAGUAAAUAUAGAAAUGCAGAAUAUAGAUAAUAUUGAUCAUAUACAUGAACAUUCAUGUGAAGGAGUUCAUACACAUGAAGAAAAAAGCAUAGGGAAAUUCUUGGAGCUCCUUACAUUACAAUCUUUUUUUCUAACCAUCUCAUUGGCUAUUCAUUCAUGCAUCGAAGGUAUGAUAAUUGGAACAUCAACUGACGUAAAUUAUGUGUUCAUAAGUUCUUUUUGUAUUUUAUCACAUAAAUGGAUAGCUGGUGUUACUGUUUCUUUAUCAUUAAAUUCGAAUAAUUUGAGCAAAACUUUGAAAGCCAUUUUAUUGUUAACUUUCGUUCUUGCUUCUCCAUUGGGUAUAUUGUUAGGACACUUGGCAAAAUCAGCAGGACAAAAAGUAACCUGUUUAAUAAACGCUGUGUCUAUAGGAACAUUGCUCUUUAUAGGAUGCGAGAUAUUGUUGAAUGAAAUAAAACAACAUAUAAGCAGAAAAGUACGACUUUGUAAGUGGCUAAGUUUUUGUUUUUCUUGUCUUAUCGCUUUUGCUUUAAUUAGUUUUACAACAAGUAUGGCACCUCAUACUCAUGGAGAUAUAGAUACCCAUAUGCAUAUUCAUGAUCAUGAUCAUCAUCAUAAUCAUUAA